CGGGCGCCGGGGCGGCCGUGGACAAGGGGGGACCGCCGAGCUGCGCGCGCCAGUCCUCGGCCCGCGGCGGGGACGCGGAGGACAUGUGGACUGUGUAGAGAUGAGCGACCCUUUUCUCCGAUGUUGGAUAUUUGCUUGGAAAAGCGUGUGGGUACGACCUUGGCUGCCCCAAAGUGUAGGUCCAGUACUGUGAGGUUUCAAGGGUUGACGGACGGGACCAUGAAAAUGGACAUGGAGGACGCAGAUAUGACUCUGUGGGCAGAGGCUGAGUUCGAAGAGAAGUGUACAUAUAUUGUGAAUGACCACCCCUGGGACUGCGGUGCCGAUGGAGGGAGUUCAGUUCAGGCAGAGGCAUCCCUACCGAGGAAUCUGCUUUUCAAGUACGCCACCAACAGCAAAGAGGUUAUUGGAGUGGUGAGUAAAGAAUACAUACCAAAGGGAACACGUUUUGGACCUCUAGUAGGUGAAAUCUACACCAAUGAUACUGUUCCCAAGAACGCCAACAGGAAAUAUUUCUGGCGGAUCUACUCCAGAGGGGAGCUUCUCCACUUCAUCGAUGGCUUUAAUGAGGAAAAAAGCAACUGGAUGCGCUAUGUGAAUCCGGCGCACUCUGCCCGGGAGCAGAACCUGGCUGCGUGUCAGAACGGGAUGAACAUCUACUUCUACACCAUUAAGCCCAUCCCUGCCAACCAGGAGCUUCUUGUGUGGUAUUGUCGGGACUUUGCAGAGAGGCUUCACUACCCUUAUCCCGGAGAGCUAACAAUGAUGAAUCUCACACAAAACCAGAGCCAUCCAAAGCAGCCCAGCACUGAGAAAAAUGAACUGUGCCCCAAGAGCGUUCCAAAGAGAGAGUACAGCGUGAAAGAAAUCCUGAAAUUGGACUCCAACCCCUCCAAGGGAAAGGACUGCUACCGUUCCAACAUUUCACCCUUCUCUUCAGAAAAGGAGGCGGACGACUUCCGAAAAAAUGGGAGUCCCGAAAUGCCCUUCUACCCUCGGGUUGUCUACCCCAUCCGGGCCCCUCUGCCGGAGGACUUUUUGAAAGCCUAUGGGAUGGAGAGGCCGACCUACAUCACUCACUCUCCCAUCCCGUCCUCCGCGACCCCGAGCCCCUCGGCGAGAAGCAGCCCCGACCAAAGCCUCAAAAGCUGCAGCCCGCACAGCAGCCCGGGGAACACGGUGUCGCCCCUGGCGCCCUGCCCUCCAGACCACCGAGACUCGUACGCCUACUUGAACGCCCCUUAUGGCCCCGAAGGCUUGGGCUCCUACCCGGGGUACGCACCGGCCCCGCACCUGCCCCCGGCCUUCAUCCCCUCCUACAACGCCCACUACCCCAAGUUCCUUCUGCCCCCCUACGGCGUGAAUUGCAACGGCCUGGGCACCGUGGGCAACAUGGGCGGCGUGGGCAACCUGAGCCUCUUCCCCAGGCUGUACCCCGUCUACGGCAGCCUCCUGGGCGGUGGCGGCCUGCCGCACCCCCUGCUCAGCCCGGCCUCCCUGCCCAGCUCGCUGCCCUCGGACGGGGCCCGCAGGCCGCUGCAGCCCGACCACGCGCGCGAGGUGCUCGUCCCGGCCCCGCACAGUGCCUUCUCCCUCCCCGGGGCGGCCGCCAGCAUGAAGGACAGGGCGAGCAGCCCCACCAGCGGGUCGCCCACAGCCGGCACAGCCGCCUCGGCGGAGCACGUGGUGCAGCCCAAAGCUACCUCAGCGGCGGCCCCCGGCAGUGACGAAGCCAUGAAUCUCAUUAAAAACAAAAGAAACAUGACAGGCUACAAGACCCUGCCCUACCCCCUAAAGAAGCAGAACGGCAAGAUAAAGUAUGAAUGCAACGUUUGCGCCAAGACCUUUGGCCAACUCUCAAACCUGAAGGUUCACCUCAGAGUGCACAGCGGAGAACGGCCUUUCAAAUGCCAGACUUGCAACAAGGGCUUUACUCAGCUUGCCCACCUGCAGAAACACUACCUGGUACACACAGGAGAGAAGCCACAUGAAUGCCAGGUUUGCCACAAGCGAUUUAGCAGCACCAGCAAUCUCAAGACCCACCUGCGACUACACUCUGGAGAGAAACCUUACCAGUGCAAGGUGUGCCCUGCCAAGUUCACCCAGUUUGUGCACCUGAAACUCCACAAGCGCCUACACACCCGGGAGCGGCCCCACAAGUGUGCCCAUUGCCACAAGAGCUACAUCCAUCUCUGCAGCCUCAAGGUCCACCUGAAGGGGAACUGUCCUGUGGCCCCAGCCACGGGGAUGCCUUUGGAGGAUCUGACCCGGAUCAAUGAAGAAAUCGAGAAGUUUGACAUCAGCGACAACGCCGACCGGCUCGAGGACAUGGAGGACAACAUCGAUGUGACCUCUGUGGUGGAGAAAGAAAUUCUGGCUGUGGUCAGAAAAGAAAAAGAAGAAACUGGCCUGAAAGUGUCUUUGCAAAGAAACAUGGGGAAUGGACUCCUCUCAGGGUGUAGCCUUUAUGAGUCAUCAGACCCAUCCCUCAUGAAGUUGGCUCACAGCAACCCACUACCUCUGGGGCCUGUAAAGGUCAAACAGGAAACAGUUGAACCAAUGGAUCCUUAAGAUUUUCAGAAAACAAAAAGUGUUUUGUUUUGUUUCUUAACUUAUGACUUGGCAAGUCAGGGUGCCUGUAACAAAUGCUUGUACAUAAUUCCAGUUCUGCGAAGCUCUCCUGACGGUAGAUGGUUUCCCCUCACCUGUCUGGAAUUAAAGAAGGAACUCCAAAGUUACUGAAAUCUCAGGGCAUAAAUGAGACAAAGACAAUAUAUAUAUACAUAUUAUAUAUACUUAUUUACACCCCCAUCUAUAUAUUUGAACCUGUGUAUUUUGAAUAUUUGUGUGGAUAUGUUUGCAUAGCCUUCCCAUUGCUAAGACUAUUGCCUAGCCAUAAUUAUUUUUUCAAUGAUAAUCCUUCAUAAUUUAUUAUACAAUUUAUCAUUCAAAAAGCAAUAAUUAAAAAAGUUUACAAUGACUGGAAAAAUUCCUUGUAAUUUGAGUUAUAAAUGUUAUAUUUUUGUCUUGUGGCUAUUCUUUGUAGAUAGUUUCUGCACAUCUGUCUAAGUACCUAUGAUUUAGUAAACAAAUACAUUACUUCAGUUGACCUCCCUCUAUAAUAAUGGUUUGAAAAUGCGGUUUGGUUUUGCCAAAGUUAGACAGUUGCUGUGUUAACUCAUAAGAUCUCACUUGAACAGCAUUGUAUACCAUGGGGGGAAUGUGUGCAGAAUUACCCAAUAAUAACUUCAGUAGAAGAAACAAGAAAGGGAAUCUUGUAUGUUUGUGUAGAUAGUUCAGAUUCUUUUCCCCCUAGCCACAGAUUUACCAGAAAGGAGAUAAGAAGGCUUUGCUAACCUGUCUUCCUCUCCAAAAAGCAGGGUCACCCCACCCCCAAAGUCACAUGGCCAUUCAGAGUGGUCACGUGACCUUUGCAUCCCAGUGUAUUAUCUGAAAAUGUGAAUGAGACAAACUGCCAUGUUUAAAACCGCCGCAAAAUGUUCCCAAAGCACAGGUGGUUUUGUAUGUGUGAGGUUUGGGGGUUUGAGUCUGGGUGUUGUUUUUGUUAUUGGGGUUUUUUGUUGUUGUUGUUAUGUCAAAAAUUGCACAAACAUGGUGCUCUACCAGGAAGGAUUUGAGGUAGAUAGGCUCAGGCCAUACUUUACAAACAAAACAAAACAAACAAAAAAAAGAAAAACGGGUAUUCUUGUUGUCUUAGGGUAAAAGCAGGCAAUGCACAUUCCUAUCCCCAACACAUCAAUUGUAUUUUGUUCUGUAAAACUCAGAUUUUCCUCAGUAUUUGUGUUUUUACAUUUUAUGGUUAAUUUAAUUAAACAUGAAAGGGCAUUGCAAAGCUGUUCAACAACAAUUACCUCAUUGAGUGUGUCCAGUAGUGCAGGAAGUGAUGUCUUAUGCAGUGAUUUGCUACUCUGCAGGAGAAACCAAGUGUGCUCCAGAAAGGACAGAAUGUGUGCCAUUCUGUCUUUUACUCUGCUAAGCCCAAAGAUUACAUGUCAGCAUUCAAGGUGUAGCAAAGAAUGAUGUAUAUUUAUAAAUCUAUUUAUACCACUAUACCAUGUGUAUAUAUAAUAUAUUUAUAACCACUUAAAUUGUGAGCCAAACCAUGUAAAAGAACCUACUUUUCCUAAGGGCAAAAAGAAAAAUCCUUUCUGAGGCUUUGCUUAACACUUGAGGACCUCAUCAUCAGAGACAUUGGUGAGCUUGGGCACCUCCUUGCUAUUGUAUGAGACCCCAAAGCCUUGGUGCAAAGCUGGAGACUGCAUAACAACCAGGGAGAGAGAGAUGCAUCAUCUUUCACCAGUAAGGGCAAUCUAAGAUGGCUUUAUUUUUGUUACGUGGUCACACCAAGUCAUGGAAAUAAAGUCCCCUCGCUCCCUUUACCACUAUUAAUUUUCUCUCUCUUUCUGUCCUUCUUUCUCACUUACUGAUGCAUCGUUUAUCGGUCUGGUUUCUACAUUCAACCUUUUAUUGAUGGCAACUAUGUCAGCCUGCAGUAAAGAACGAACUUAGGAGAAUCCAGAGAAACCUCAGAGCCUUACUGAUCUGUUCCUCUAAGUGGCAAAACUGACGAUUUUUUAUGGAUCAGUGCUGGGCCAACGCAGUCCUUAAUUGUAGGUAAACCAAAGCAUCGCACACUGACAUUGACACCAAACAUUAACGGUCUGCUCACUUGUUCUUUUCUUUCCCUUUUGUGCUUUCUUAUUUGUGGGAAUUUUUACCAAGACCUGCGUGGCUCGAGACCUGCUUCUCUUUGCCAUUUGACCUUCCCUUGUAGGCCUCUUACAUGUGAAUGUGGAGCCCACAAUCAACAGUGGUUUUAUUUUUUUCCUCUAAUCAAAGUUAAAACUGACCAAAGUUAUUGGCUUUUUACUUUGCUAGAACAACAGAUUAUCUUAUGUUUACGUACUGGUUUACAUUGUUAUUUAUGUGCAAAUUGUCAAAAUGUAAAUUAAAUAUAAAUGUUCAUGCUUUACCAA
Messenger RNA from Neogale vison (American mink), 4997 nucleotides. It is a transcript of the gene PRDM1, whose product is annotated as PR/SET domain 1. The record is from RefSeq and is a predicted model, not a curated record. Gene Ontology annotation, cellular component: cytoplasm; nucleus. Lineage: Eukaryota; Metazoa; Chordata; Mammalia; Carnivora; Mustelidae. Gene Ontology annotation, biological process: regulation of transcription by RNA polymerase II; cell fate commitment. Gene Ontology annotation, molecular function: RNA polymerase II cis-regulatory region sequence-specific DNA binding; histone deacetylase binding; DNA-binding transcription repressor activity, RNA polymerase II-specific. The transcript is spliced from 7 exons. The coding region runs from base 121 to 2571 and encodes 816 amino acids.